Messenger RNA from Lachancea nothofagi CBS 11611, 1236 nucleotides. The record is from the annotation of a GenBank genome assembly. NCBI's taxonomy places the organism in Eukaryota, Fungi, Ascomycota, Saccharomycetes, Saccharomycetales, Saccharomycetaceae.
AUGCCCAGGGAUCCACUUAUUGGUAUUGUCGGUAAGCCUUCUUCAGGGAAAUCGACUACUUUGAACUCUUUGACCGAUGCAGCUGCUCAGGUAGGAUCGUUUCCGUUCACGACAAUCGAGCCUAACAGGGCUACUGGUUACUUGCAGAUACAAUGCGCCUGUAGCCGAUACGGGCUCGAAAAACUGUGCAAACCGAAUUAUGGAUGGUGUUCUGCAGGGAAAAGACACGUUCCAAUUAUGCUGUUGGAUGUAGCGGGUCUGGUUCCAGGAGCGCAUUCCGGCCGAGGUUUGGGGAACAAGUUUUUAGAUGAUUUAAGACACGCAGAUGCAUUGAUACAUGUUAUAGACGUGAGCGGGACCACCGACUCAGAGGGCAAGAACACCCGCGGAUAUGAUCCUCUUUACGACAUCGAAUGGCUACAAGAUGAGAUUCGACUUUGGAUUGAAGGUAAUUUGGAAAAAAGAUGGGGUUCUAUUGUUCGCAGACACACCGCAACGAAGGCGAGCGCAGUGGACACUCUGCAAGCUCAAUUCGGUGGUUAUGGGUCUCACGCGCCAAUGAUUCAACGUGCUUUACACAGGAUUGAAGGGUUGCCUCCUUUAGAGAAGUGGGACCGUGAAUGGAUCACCAAGGUAGUCAAGUCAUUUAUGAUCGAGAAGUUUCCAACGGUCUUAGCUCUAAACAAGAUUGAUCACCCUGACGCUGACAAAAAUGUGUCAAAGAUCAUGUUGAAAUACCCAGAUACCAAGGCGGUGUUGGCCAGUGCCAUCACAGAGGUCUUUUUAAGAAAACUGAAGAAACAAGGUUUCGUGCACUACGAAGAAGGUACGGAGUUUGUAGAUACCUGUGAAGACGACCCUGACAAUCUAAAAGCCCUGGACGACAAGUUGUUACAAAGAAUUGAAAACAUUCGGGACCUGGUGUUGUAUCGCUUCGGGUCUACAGGUGUGGUACAGGUACUUCAGGCUGCCGCGGACACAUUAGACUUGAUACCCGUGUACACCGUGAGAAACAUCCAUACGUUCACCGGAAGUCAUGGAGAGCAAGUUUUUCGGGAUUGUUUCUUGAUCAAGAAAGGCACAAGUGUGGGGAAAGUGGCACGGUUUGUAAUGGGGGAGGUUACUAUCGCAGCGGUCGAAACUAUCAAUGGUGUAAGGGUGAGUGAGGACGACGUCGUGGAUAAGGGAAAAAACGACAUCUUGACCUUCAAGCUGGCCCCGAAGAGUAUGCACUGA